AUGAAAUGGAUCUCCGCUAUACCUCGUAAAAAUUGGUCACCUUCCCAAAAUUCAGCUGUUUGUUCAGUUCAUUUCCAAGAGAAUGAAAUAAUUAGAUACGAUGUAUUCAAACGUAAAGAUGGCACGAUUGGAAAGAACCUCCUCAGAUAUCCAAAAUUAAAUAAAAAUGCAGUUCCAUCAAUUUUUCCAAAUUUGCCUGGAUAUCUUUCUAAACCUUCUGUUUCUGCAAGAAAAACUCCCGAUGAAAGGCGUCAAAAUUAUAUUGAUUCACAUAAUGAAAUUAUUCACCAAUUAGAGACUGCAGACAUUAUUCAAAAUUUCGAUCAAUUGUUAAAUGAAUAUUCUAAUAAAUUAGAACUUGUUAAUUGGAUAGUUCACAAAGCGGAAAAUAAAAUUUAUUUCUAUCAGUUGAAAGUUCAGGAAAAUCAGGAUUCGCUUCUGCUUGAAACUCAAAUUUCAAUUAAUGAGAAUAUGGUUGUUCAAGUUUUUCUGGGUAAAAACAAGUUGAAUUUCAAUGAUUUGAAGUGGAUUCUUCCUUUCGAUUUGAAAUUGAGCAGAUGGUCACAAUUAGAGAACAUUUUGGCAAGAUACAAGGAAAACUUUAGAAGUGAUACCGACAUAUUUUUUGAAUCAUUUAAUUAUCUCAUGGAGAAAAGUUUAAAAUAUUUGGACCUAGCAUUAACUGUAUCGUGUGAAAAGAAUUUACCGCAUUCAAAAAAUCUCGAAAUUUUAAUCGAUCAGUUAAAACAAAUCACUCUAAAGAAAAAUAGAUAUUCUUCAUCGACCAUUAUUAUGGCUUUUCUGAUUCAUACAACUUCCCACUCCACGUAUGAACUUCUGAGAGGUUUUUUCAUGUUACCUAAUAAAAGAUAUUUACAGAGAAUAUCUUCUGGCCUUAAUGUUUCCCCAAAUAAUGAUAUCCAUAACAAUAAUUAUAUAUCAAAUAUAUUCUCAAAUUUAACGCCUAGGGAAAAAGUUGUUGUUCUUUUGAUAGACGAAAUUUAUAUAACUCCAAGAUUGGACUAUCGCUCCAAAAAUUUGAUUGGCUACGCUGCCAACAGAGAUAGUUUGGCAAAAACUGUUUUGGCAUUUAUGAUAUCUUCAGCUUUUGGGAAUUUUCAUGAAAUUGUAAAAUUAGUUUCAGUUGACAGUAUAAGCGGAAGUGAAAUUAUUCCAUUCGCAACUUGUGUAAUUGACCAAGUUCAGAAAUGUGGGUUUGAAAUUUUAUGCAUAAUAACAGAUAAUUGUAGAAUAAACCAAACAAUGUUUAAGAAAUUGUCCAAUUCAAAUUUUAUUCCCAAUCCUUCAAAAACUGGCAAAACUAUAUUCUUGUCUUAUGAUUUUGUUCAUGUUAUGAAAAAUAUUCGAAACAACUGGUUCAAUUUAAAAAAUUUAGAUAAAACAUUUGUUUAUCCUGACUUUGAAACAGGUCUUAUCAAAUAUGCCAAAUUAAGUGAUGUCAGAAAAGUUUACGAAGCUGAAAAAAAUUCAAUAAUUAAGAAAGCAUACAAAUUGAAUUUCAAAACUUUAUUCCCAAAUAGCUUCGAAAGGCAAAAAGUUUCACUAGUUGACAAUUUAUUUCACGAUACCACAAUAGCUGCUUUGAAAGAUUUUGGGUUUAACGACACUGCAGACUUCCUGCAGUUGAUAAGAAAUUGGUGGGAUAUUGUUAAUAAUACCAGUGUCAUAAAGGGGAUCGUUAGGAGAAAUGAAUUUUCUAAACCGAUUUCGAAUGAAGAUGAUGAUUAUAGAGUUAAGUUUUUGGAGAAAUUUGUUGUGUGGAUAAAUAAAUGGCAUGAUUUAGAUUCCAACGGUCAUCUCACAAAUGAUAAUUACAAGGCUUUCGUUCAGAGUACUGCUACACUUUUGGAUGUAAUUAGAUUGGGUAUUCCGGCAAUAUUAAUAUCAGAUAAUGGACCUCAGUUCGAUUGUCUGGAAUUUAAGAAUUUUGCUGAGGUAUAUGAUUUCACACAUAUAACUGCUAGUCCUAACUACCCUCAAUCAAACGGAAUGGUAAAGAGACAAAAAGAAACGGUGAAAAAAUUGUUUUACAAAGCUUUAGAUGAAAAACCAGAUUCAAACUUAGUUUUGCUUAUGUAUAGAAAUAGUCUUUUAGAAUGUGCAUUUUCACUAGCACAGUUAUUGAUGUCGCGCAAUUUGCGAGAUAUAUUACCGACUACUGACAACUAUCUGGAGCCUAAAUAUGUAAAGUUCAAAAAAUUUGAUGAUAAAAUAAAACUAGAUCAGCAGAAACAGAAAGUAAAUUAUGAUAAAAAGUGUAAAAUUCUAAAACCUAUUGAAGUCAAUGAAAAUGUCAGAUAUCAGGAUAAAUUUAAAACUAAAUGGCAGAUCAUAUAUCUUGCAGAAAUCAAAUGGUUCAACGAUUACUAG
Harmonia axyridis is the source of this 2391-nucleotide messenger RNA. RefSeq lists its product as uncharacterized. Gene Ontology annotation, biological process: DNA integration. The transcript is spliced from 2 exons. The record is from RefSeq and is a predicted model, not a curated record. Gene Ontology annotation, molecular function: nucleic acid binding. Lineage: Eukaryota; Metazoa; Arthropoda; Insecta; Coleoptera; Coccinellidae. Bases 1 to 2391 code for a protein of 796 amino acids.